UGUCUUUGCUGUUACUGCAGACGAAUUUCUUUAAAAACCUGUUUCGGCUGUUUCUGUCAUUUUGCAUUAAUUUUCUAUUUUUGAGUGCAUCAAAUUUAUCAUGCCUUUACUAUAUUAUUAAUAUUGUAAAGUUAAUCAUUUUAUCCCUUUUUGCUCCGGGGAAUUUGAGUGACGUGGUAAUUUAUAGACCUUCAUUCAGCAAAAGCUCAAAUUUUCUUUACAUGGGCUAUACAUUUUACAACUAGGGAGGACGGUGGUGUAUUAUUAGUGUUUGUGCGUGUAAAAGAUAAAAAAGUACCAGGCAUCAUUGAAAGGAUUUGAAAUUACCUUGUUUAAUUCAAAUUGUCUAAUAUUUGAAGUGUUUUGUGUGGAUCAUUCUACCACUUCUACUCGUAGAUGUAUUUUUCACUCUCAUAAAAAGAAACCGUAACAGUUAUUACUGACUCUAGGCAGUUGAAACGAUGGCUGCUAGAUCACUUUGUCGGAUGAAUGUUCGAUUUACUUUCCUGCAAAGACAAAAGUAUAUUCCAAGCAACAUACAAAAUGGACUUUGUGUUAAUGAUGUGGGAAACCCAAGAAACUUUUUUGUCUUCAGAUAUCUAAAAUAUAGUACAACCGCACCUUACAGUUCUCUGUUUCUUGUAUCAAAUGUAGACUUUUGUCAACCAAUUGUUCGUAGCUAUGCAAAGUCAAGAGAUAAAAAGAAAAGUGACAAAGGUCAGAAGAAGAAAAUAGACAUUAAUGAGGAGAUGGUUUCAGAAGUUAUCAAUAAUGAUACAAUGAAAACACAAAUGCAGAACGCAGUUGAAAAAUUGAAGGAAGAAUAUGUAAAGAAUUUAUCCUUACGAUCCACAACAGGAUCUAUUGAGACUCUUCCCAUCUCUUACGAGGGCAAAGAUUACAUUUUGCAGGAUCUCGCCCAAGUGGUGAGGAAGAACCCGAAGACAGUUGUCAUCAACAUGGCUUCAUUUCCGCAAGUGAUUCCUACAGUGUUGCAAGUAAUCAACAAGUCAGGGAUGAACCUAAGCCCUCAGCAAGAUGGAACCACUCUGUUCAUACCAAUACCCAAAGUUACCAAAGAGCAUAGAGAAACUCUCUCGAAGAAUGCAAAAGCGUUAUUUGUUAAAUGUAGAGACAGCAUUAAAGACGUACAGAACAAAUAUAUUAAGGUAGUUAAGAAUAAAGAGAAAGAUGGACUAGCCAGAGAUACAGGUGUACAAAUAUCUGAAUAUAUUACUUUUGUUGCAACUGAAUACAUCUCUACAGCAGAAAAACUCAUGGAAGCUAAGCAGCAAGAGCUGUUAAAGGACUCGUAGUUGUGGAGAUUCUUCACUUAUAAGACUGAACUGUAAAGCUUGUAUAGAAUAACACAUAAUAUACAAUCUGUUAUAAAUGUG
Messenger RNA from Macrosteles quadrilineatus (aster leafhopper), 1397 nucleotides. It is a transcript of the gene mRRF1, whose product is annotated as ribosome-recycling factor, mitochondrial. Gene Ontology annotation, biological process: translation. Gene Ontology annotation, molecular function: ribosomal large subunit binding. The record is from RefSeq and is a predicted model, not a curated record. Gene Ontology annotation, cellular component: mitochondrion. Lineage: Eukaryota; Metazoa; Arthropoda; Insecta; Hemiptera; Cicadellidae. The transcript is spliced from 7 exons. Bases 462 to 1316 code for a protein of 284 amino acids.